Schistocerca piceifrons (Central American locust) is the source of this 9626-nucleotide messenger RNA. It is a transcript of the gene SCAP, whose product is annotated as sterol regulatory element-binding protein cleavage-activating protein. Gene Ontology annotation, biological process: SREBP signaling pathway. Gene Ontology annotation, cellular component: endoplasmic reticulum membrane; Golgi membrane. The transcript has 23 exons. Gene Ontology annotation, molecular function: sterol binding; protein binding. The record is from RefSeq and is a predicted model, not a curated record. Lineage: Eukaryota; Metazoa; Arthropoda; Insecta; Orthoptera; Acrididae. Bases 634 to 4839 code for a protein of 1401 amino acids.
CGUGUGCGUGAACGAGAAUGUGUGCGACAGUGUUCAUAAUAAAGUGUGUUGCUCGAAUGUUUUUAAUACGGGUCUUCCAGUGAUAGUUUUAGUGGAGAUGAAUUGCGACACACCAGUAUCGAAAGCAUACGUUAGGAAAUGCAGAAACAGUGUACUUAUAGGCAUACGAAUACGUUAGAACAUCUACGCCCACUUUUAUGAGCAUAAAGUGGUUUUUCGAUCUAUUUUAGAAUCAUUUCUUGUGGCAUAUCUAAAUGAAAGUGUAACGUUUUGCCUUUUGGUUACGUGUGCUUAGAACAACAUGGGCCGUAAACUGCCGUCAGUGUUGUAAACUUUUGACAAGAAACGUGAAGUGUUGUGUAAUUGUGUAACACGGGAAAACGCUGUACAGUUGUCAUUUACAUUUGAGCGUUUUAAAACACAAAUAUAUUAUUAAAUAUUUUCGUGAAGCAUGUUGCGGUCAUGGGUUAAUGAAGCGGUUGGUGUGUUGUGAAGGGAAGUGAACUGUUCAAAAAAUUGUUAAUAAGGUUGUGGUUACUUAAAACAAUAUUUACGAGCCAAUUACCACUAUCAGGCAAAGAAGAGCACAAAGUCUGGAAAAUAGUGAGCUUCUUGCUGUGGUGGUAAUGUGGGAUGGCAACUACCGUGUCACCACCAGAUGGGCCUGCCCAUGUGAACUCACAUUCACAUCAGCGAUCAAGCACACGAGUGUCUCUGCCAGAGAAAGUUUCACAGCUGUAUUACGCCCAUGGACUGUUCUGUGCUAGUCAUCAGUGGCUUGUUUUGGGAUUUGCUGCCAUUGUUGUUUUGUUGUGCUGUUACCCACUGCUGAGUCUACCUUUACCAGGUAAUGUUCCUCAGGCACUAGUAGGAAACAAAACAUUCAUUUCCUCUAAUGUUCAAGCUCCAUUGUCGUCAUCUCAGCAGAACUCUGAACUGCCUCGAUGGUUCUCUGGCACACCAUUACUUUAUGUUCAUCAGGUAAUAGUAAGAUCUGCUGUGUGUCCAUGGGCUGAUGACUUGGUGCUUGCUGAUGGUUUUCGUGCACCUCUUGGAGAAGCUUUCAGAUUGCUUGAUGCUGUUAGAGACUAUCACCACGAGAAUAAUUCAUUGACACUUUCUGAUGUCUGCCUCCACGUGGAAUCUGCUGUGGCAUUGGCGUCAGAGCAUCGAUCAAUGGUGCCAGAGUUUGGAUGCCUAGUUUUGAGUCCUGCUGGCCUUUGGCAUCAUGACCCAGGACGUUAUGCUAAAGAUCCUGCACCACUGAGGACUGUAUUCACAUACCAAGGUGUUCAGCAUGGGAAGGUGAGUCUGUCAGAAGUUCUUCUGGGGCAUUGCGUGAAAGACACUGGAGUUAAGAGGUAUCCACUUCGAAGUCGGCAGAGAGUGCUGCAGUAUGCACUCACCCUAUUUCUUCGUGUUCACAGUCAAGAAUUUCUUGAUGGACUCCACCAGCGUUUGCGGCGAUUGUACCCACUACAUCAAGGAGGUGUUCAAAAUCUGGAUACGACAUACAAAAAUGAAAAUGAUUUGCUGCAUGUGUACUACCCAGGAAAAUUCAGUGCUCGAGCUGUUGCUCCUUUGAUUGCCACUUUGGUAGCCAUUUUUGUUUAUGUCUACUUUUCUUUGCGAAAAGUUGAACUCAUCAAAUCAAAGUUGGGGAUUGCAUUUGCAGUGGUGAUUACAGUUUUGGCAUCUCUCUUAAUGUCUGUGGGUCUUUGCUUCUCUUUUGGCCUGACCCUGUCCAUGAGUGGUCGUGAUUACUAUCCAUAUCUUGUUGUAAUUGUUGGACUGGAAAACGUAAUUAUUCUCACAAAAUCGAUAGUGUCUACUCCACCUCAUCUGGAUGCGAAAAUCCGUGUUGCACAGGGGCUGAGCCGAGAGGGUUGGUCUAUUACAAAGAAUCUUUUAACCGAGGUCACAAUCUUGACUUUCGGGUUAUUCACUUUGGUGCCAGCUAUUCAGGAAUUCUGCAUUUUUGCUGUAGUUGCACUUCUUUCAGAUUUCUUCUUACAGGUUGUAUUUUUUUCGACUGUGUUGGCUGCAGACAUUAGACGAGCAGACUUGAGUGGAUUAGAUGGUUCAUCAGGUGUUAGCAGUACCCCAUACGCAGCUGCAGUUUCGCGAUCUUCUUUCCUGUCCACUGAUGUUGGUGACAGUGUAGCAGAUCGUCGAAGCGGUCUGCAUCGCUCUCGUUCACACCCUCGUUUGGAAUCAACCUCAGCAAGCUAUCCUGCAAGCAUUGUGGCGCCACCAUUGGGAAGAACAUACAAUUCUGCUGCUGUCCUUAUACCAAAGCGACUGCGUGUGGUGCAUUUCUGGGCACGUACUCGAAUCGUUCAGCGUGGCUUUAUGGUGUUCAUGGUUGUAUGGAUAGCCGCAAUUGUGUAUGACUCUGGUAUUAUUGAACAGCUGUUGCCGGAUGGUGGAGGAACAACAUGGCAUCCAACUGACUCUGUUUCUGAUUUCAGUGUUGAAAAUAAGCAAAAAACUGUGGAAAACUCUGUUUACGAUGGGCCCGAGAAAAGAGCCAUACCACCACUUCUCACUGAUUCCAAGGACAAAGGAAGUAAUGGAGGAAAUCAUUACAGUAAUGGGAAUAGUAAUGGGGGUAGUAUACUUUCUGGCCUGCCGUGCCAAAAACUUUUGCCUCAGCCAAGCCGCUGGGAACCUGCCGUUAGUGUCAAAGAAGCUCGUCGUUGGCAGGCUGCACUCCAACUCUACAACAUUUCAGUGAGUGGUCAUUACAUCACCGUUCUUCCACCACUCCACCUAUUGGCUCCAGUGUCUCCUCAAGCAGCUAGAAUAGCUCGUCAUCCUGAUGAUAUUCCGGGAUCUCUCAGUUCUGGAUCUUCAGGAAGUGGACCUCCUGGAUGGGAAACUUUGGCUGCUGCACUUGAUUCAGGGGAUUUCGAUCUGAAUUCUGCUGACCUUAGGCAUGAAGGAUCUGCAAGCUCAGCAUCUCACCAGUCGUCAGCGCCUUUGGUGCCCCAGUCACCUACAGAGCUGUUUUUAACUGCAGUUCUUUGUGCUGUGAGUGUAGCUGUGAUUGCUUACACCACUGCCGUGCUCUAUCGCUGUGUCUGUUCCCGUAAUUAUGCAGAGUGGCGUGCUGGUUGGAGUGGAGAAGGCAGUGGGGCAGCUAAUGAAGGUGACACACAGGUAGUCUUGAGGGAAUCUGUGCCUCUUGCACUUGAGGGUCAUACUCAGCAAGUAGAAUGGAUUGUUGCUGAUGGUGGCAUUAUAGUCAGCUGCUGCUUUGGUGGGGAACUGCGUUCUUGGGAUGGGCUUUCGGGAGAGUUGCUUGCCUUCACAGACAGAGCAAGGUUCUUCUCACACCCACCAAUACACCGUUCAUGUUCAGAGGAGGGUACCCAUUCUGACUAUGAAAGUGGUUCUCCACCCUCACGUGGUGAUGAGCCUUCUUCUGUUAUCACACCAUUGCCAGGAAAUCAGGUGUUACCAUCCUUUCCUGAUUUGAGGCAUGCUAUAUCUGCAAACUUCACAUCUGCUUCUCAUCAGCAGCUUUCCGUAGUGGCACCUCCAGAUCCCAGAACUGGUUUUGACUAUGGAGAGAGGUACCGCUUGCUGUUUGAAGAGUUUAUUUCUCAGCAACGCCAAAAAACUGAACGUACAACGGAUUUUCCAGUUUUACAAGAAAACUGUUCAUUCCGUCCUCCCUUGUCUAACCCAACACCAAUUCCGGGUUCCACCCUCCAUCGAACACUGCCAUCGGCAGAGCCUCCAUCUCCAGUAUCACCCCAUUCAGCCAGUCCAUCAACAGUGUCGUCUCGGCCUCCACCUCCUGUCUGGUGCCUAGAUUGCCGGGACAACUUGGUGGCUGCUGGUUGUGCUGAUGGGAGACUGGAGUUUUGGGAAGCCAAUACUGGUGCAUUUAAGUGUCUGUUUGAUGAUGGCAGUGGAGUGGCAGUCACAGCUGUAAAAGUAAUUGGGAAUCGGGUGGUGGCUGCUCGUUUGAAUGGAGCUCUAGAUUUUCUGGAACUUGAAACUUUUGGGAAAAGUGGCAAACGUCCCCUUGCACUUGAUGGUUGGGGAUUCACCAAUUUUCGGCGCACACAUAUACGAACAGGAAGUGCUGGUUCUGCAGCUGAUAUGAAGUUUAUUGGAUCCAGUGGCAGUGUGCAUGGAAAUACGGGACAGAAAAAUGAAAGUGAAGCUGUAACUGAGGAGGAAGUUCGCUGUUCACGUUUAGUUCAAGCUCGUGCUCACAGGCAACCAAUCACUGCUUUGGACUGUGAAGGAGGUCGUGUUGUAACUGGAGGCCAGGACCAUUGCAUGAAGGUUUUUCGGUUGGAAGAUCAGCGGCCCCUGUACACAUUGCAUGGACAUUGUGGACCUAUUACCUGUGUUUUUAUUGACCGCAUUUCUCCAUUACUUUCUGGUUCUGGCAGCCAAGAUGGACUUCUUUGCGUGUGGGACUUACUGACAGGGACAUGCAUGUAUAGUAUACAAGCACAUGAUGGAGCGGUUUUGUCUUUGACAUACUCAGCAAGUUACGUAAUUAGUCUGGGAUCUGAUGAGAGGCUUUGUGUGUGGGAAAGAUUUCAAGGUCAUCUUCUCAAUACCAUCAAUCUAAGCAACUCCUAUUGUCCAAGUAUUGUUAUGCUUACUCAUAACUUACUUGUCACAAGCAAACAGGAUUCCUUGAUUGUGUGGGAUGUUCGGACAGGUGAACCAGUUCGUGUGGUACGCUUGAGUGGUGGUGGUGCUCUUGUGAAACAGUUAGUGUUGUUGGCCCCAGGUGAUUCAGUAGCGUGUGACUGUGGAAGCCAAGUCCGAGUGGUGCGGUUCCCUCUCGCGUGUGAUAAGACUGAUUAAAUCGUGAGGUCUGCCACAUAACUUUAACUUUAAAAAAAUUGUAAACUAUAGGCAGCUGGAAGUGUAUUACAGGAAAAUUGUCAUCUGCACCCACUAAGUUGCUCCAGAACAUUCUGAGUGGAAAAGCAAGAUUUCAGAAGACACAAAGGGUGAAACUGAUUUUUCCCAGUGUGUGUUAACCUCUGACACAUUCAUGACAGAAUUAUGCUUGUCGCGCAGCUGAUAUCACGUAUACAUGUUUAGGAUGGGAAUGUUUUGUGUUGUGAUCAAGUUAGUCUUUUGUUUUUAUUGUAAUUUGGAAGUGUGUUUCUUAAAUCUAUUUAUAAUUGUGUGAAGAAGUUGUUUGAGUGAGUAUGUUUGUAUCAGCACAUUUUCCAUAUUCAUUUGCAGUUAGCUAAAAUCAGGGCACAUGAUCAUAUUUUUAGAAUAUUAUAGGAUAAGGGUAAGCGACAUGAUGUUUCUGUUGGUUAAAGCAUCAGCAAUGAUGAUUUGAAAGUUGUUGAUUCAAGUAAAGAUAGGCAUUAACAUAUUCCCCAGUGUCAAAUAAGGCAUUCUCUUUUGACAAAGCUUUGUUUGUUCACUCAUGCCAUUUCACUGUGUGGUUUUGAUGGCAUGCAAAUUUUUAGGUCACCAUAACUUGAAGGAUAUGAAUUAAAAUAUAUGAACACUACGGAAUUUCAUCUCACGUCAGGCACACUUUAUCAUUGUGUUGUUCGUUAAACCUUUGGUUACAUGACUUCUACUUAACUAUGUUCCUAAGAUAAUGUAGGGAACUUUAUUAUUGCAGUACAAAAGUUGAAACCUGUGGUUCUCUUUAGAGCAUCUUUUCUGAAAGAAUUUUGCGUUGAAAUGUGAAGAAUCUUGUAUCCCACUCUCCUCCCAUCAUUCAUCUGUUCAUUUCUACAGAAACCUCAGUUUACUAACUUUAUUUUAUUGUUACUUCCAGAUUAAAUUGGCCAUGCCAUAUAUUUUGUUCAUAUAAUUGCUUCUCUCUGGCUUUUUCUUUAUCAUAUUAAAAAAAAUACACUAGACUGAACAUGAGGCACUUGCCCAUGAUUUGAUUCUCUUCUGAUCACAUGUUAGAUAUUGCUGCUUCCCUAUUUUAAUAGUUUUACUGUUUGUGUAAGUCAUCAAUGCCAAAGUGUAUCACUAUUUGAGAAUCCACUGUCUGCAGUUACCAGAAAGUGAAUAUACGUACAAGCUGUUGCUGGAUUUUGUCCAGUUAUCACUAUCCUUAUUUUGCAUUAUAUCCUGUAUAAUAUUUUGUAGUGUAUCUUUCUUUAGUGCAGUUUUAAUUAAUGCUGAUGUUCUGAAGUACACCCAUUCCACACCUUACCAUAGCAUUUCAUUUUGUCUGUCUCCAUUCAUGCAUUAUUGAGAGAGAGAGAGAGAGAGAGAGAGAGAGAAUUUCUUAACUAAUGACUUCAUUUUUAACAUUCUGCAAGUAGUGCCAAAUAUCAAAUGGGGUCAUUAUUUAGUGCUUUAAAUGUGAUGAGUUUCACUUUUUUACUCCUGGGGUGUGAGUCACUAUCUCACAUCAGUUUUUCAGUGUUCUUUAAUUUGUGUGUUGUCUACAGAGUUUUCCACUUUCCUUUUGCUAAACAAAUUGUAAUUUUGAUUUUAGGUAUAUGUAUGUAGUUUAUUUAUUUAUUUUUUUUCUUCCCUCUCGUAGCACAUAACAAUUGGUGUUAGUAAUUCUCUUGUGUUGGUAAAAUUCUAAAUCUUAAUGAGUCAGAACGAAGUGAAAUCCGUUGACUACAUUUUAUAAUGUAUGAUUUUCUGUGAUUCACAGCAAAAGUAAAUCAAAUUUUGGCCAGCAGUAAUACAGUGACGAUUAUGGCCCAGUGAUUUCGAAGUCUUACGCUGCUUCUUUUACACUUCAGUGGAAAUUAGACUAUUUAGAAAAUGUUUUUUGUGAUUAUCAUUUAAAUAUUAUAACAUCUAUAGAUUUACCCAAAACAAUUGCAAUGUCUCAGACACUCUGAACUCGAAUACUUUUACACAUAUUCGUAAAGGGAAAGCUGUAGACAUGGAAAGAGCAUGAGGGGGAGAGUUAUCAUCUCAGAAUCCAGUGGUGAAUGAAGCAAAAGAGGAAAGAAGUAAUAAAUUGGGUGUUACUGGUUUGUUGAUAUUUCUUUUAUUCUUUUUGUAGAACUGUUUUAAGUGCCUUUACUUGUCUGUAUAUUGAUGUUUUAGAUUUUUUUCUAUUUACUUUGUAUUUGAAGUAAGAGAGAGAGAAGAGCAGUUGUUUAUGUGAAAGCUGAAACAUUGAUGUCACCUACAUAUUUAAAGUUUUUCACGUUAAGUCCAUACUUCUGAAUGUGUGUGUUGCAUGAAGUUAAAUUUGAAGGUGACAUAUGAAGUGUUUAUUCAUAUAUGAAUCAUGCCAAAAAGCCAAAGAUGGUAAUAAUCCAUUGUUCUCUCUAUUAUUCUUGUUUUCUUCCCAUUUAUGUUGUAUGAUAAUGAAAUCUAGUGAUUUAAAAAUUUUAUGAUGGUGAUAACUGUAGGAGAAACAUUCACAUAUGUGCUGUAUAUAAUGGUGGUUAUCGAGCAUUUAUAUUGUAGAUUCUGAUUACUUUGUGUAAUGUCUAGCUAUUUUCCACCUUUUGUUUUUAAAUGUAUGACUUUUUGUCAAAAGCUGUGCUUCUUAUUUUCAGAGUAUUUUUAAAAUUCGUUAAGGAAGGCAAUAUGUAACUUGAUGAAAUCAUUAUGAGUUUCCAUUCAGGUGGUUGCAUCGAAAUUCUGGAAUUUAGACAAUCACACGGAUGGAAGCUUGAGAAGUUUUCAAGCGCUGUAUAUGCUGGGAAAGUCUACAUUCACAAAUAUGUCACUUUUUUUCAUGGAUCCAUAAUGAUAUUCUGUUAAUGUCAAGAAUGUCUGUGUUUAUAUAUGCACAAACCUGUGAAAUUUAUAUUGACUUGUGGCCAGUUAUAUGUUUUGUGUGUCUUGAUGUAUGUUUUUUCCCCUCAAAAACAAAGAAAAUAAGAAGUACUAGGUAAUACUUGCCAGAUACUGUCUCUGGUAGUGGACCAAAUUUGGAAAAGCUCCGGAGUACAAAGUGUUAACUGUAAAUUGGAUAAAUUCAAAAUUUUAAUCAGUGCUUCGCAUCAUAAAUCGAAUUUGUUAUUAAGUAUCUGUAGAUCUUGUUAUAUAUACUAAGUGUUGUCAACACAGAAUCUGUUACUUUUUAGAUUCUUUCUGUGCGUGGUAAAACCUGUAUUUUACAUUUUACUUUGUGAGAUGCCAACUUAUGAAAAAAAAAAAUCAGGAGUUGUUUGGUUUCUUGCUUUAUACAAAAAUCUCCAGUAUAUAAUGGAUGGAGAUUGCAGCCAGUUUGUAAGAUAAGUAGUUUUAGCAUGUUUUGAGUCUUAUGAAGACAGAAAUGUGUAAUUUUAUUUUCUUGUGAUGUUUACUUUGAAAGACUGAAGGGACUUAUACAACACUAGUAAAAUAGCUUCAGAUACAUUGGUUUGAGAAAAUUAAGAUCCUGCAAAAGCAGAGGUAGUUACAGAAAAGGUGUUAACUGUGCAAUAUUGAAAAAUUUAAAAUGUGAAUCUCUUGCAAAAAGGGUAAAUCUGGCAUCUUUGCAAUAGACUAGUCAUAUUCUUGCAAUGUGGUUGGCACACCAUCCAUUUAGAAUAUAAAAGACUGUUAAGGGAGGAAAGAAUGUGAUUCUGUAUUACUUGUUACUGCUUACUGCAGACAUGGCAAGACAAAAUCUGUGCUGUUUGUAUGUAGUAAAAAAAGUACAAAUUUUUGUGAUACAGACACCAAAUGUGGGGUGUAAGAUGUUUGACAAUCAAACUGCUAACAUACGGGCAAUAUCAGAAUGAGAUAAUGUAAAAUCCAGGUCUUACUUUAAUAUUUAUUUCUGUUAAAUCAUCAUUACUUUCAUAUUAAACAUUUUUAUAGCUGUCUGUAUGGAAACAGAAUGUGUGUACGCUUCUUCUUUGCAAGAUAAAACACAUCCGAGUUGAUUUAUUUGAUGUGGGCAGGAACUUUCAAUACGUUAUAGUCUUAUCCAUCAGCUGGUUUUCUCUAUUCUGAAGUUACUUUCUAACUAACAUCAUUGCCUCGAAUUCCUGCAAAAUAUGUAACAUAAGGUAUCUUUCUUCAAGACUUCCUAUCCAUUAAGUUAGUUUCUUUUCUUUCUGUCUUCCUUCCUUCUUUCCUUUCUUUUUUUAGAAAGUAAAUCUUAUUCUCUGGGAGGAAUCUUGCGCCCCAUUAAAAUAAUUAAAGAACUUGGGUAACUGAUGUCAGAUUAACAUUACUGAACAUGAAACUCUCCAUUUAUCAACUAUCCAAGUGAAAGACUGUUCUGCACGUCAUUGCGUGCAAUUUUAUUGGCUGUGCUACAGAAAGAUGUGGGCUGAUGCUGAUACACAGAAUGCAUGUAUCAGUUUAUAAUAAUUUUCUGUAGUGGUUGCUACAUUUGAUUUCAAAUGGAAUAUAAUGCAUUUAUUUCGCAUACAAAUAUUUAAGCACAGCACACCUUUGCUACACCCCCUGCCCUGUGUAUAUCCUCUGUGUGUGUGUGUGUGUGUGUGUGUGUGUGUGUGUGUUCACCCAUGUGUGCUGCAUAUGCAUGUUGUUAAAUGUGUUAAAGAAUUGUUAUUCUUGUUAAGACUGGAGAAUCAUCCCAGAUAGCGGAUGGAAGAUAAAUAUUGUAAAUUAAAUUAUAUAUUUUUAAAGUUGGACUGCUGAUGCAUAGGAGGCUACUGUUUUAGUACUAAAUUUAUUUAUAACAUUUAAAUGAAUUGAAUUGAUGACUUAAGGAGAAGAAAGGU